Molecule: messenger RNA, 2240 nt
Organism: Phalaenopsis equestris
Lineage: Eukaryota; Viridiplantae; Streptophyta; Magnoliopsida; Asparagales; Orchidaceae
Product: far upstream element-binding protein 1-like
Exons: 7
Coding region: 116-2026 (636 amino acids)
Biological process (GO): regulation of gene expression
Cellular component (GO): cytoplasm
Molecular function (GO): mRNA binding
Source: RefSeq, a predicted model, not a curated record
AAUUUGUUCAAACCCCUUCGACUUUAGGGUUUUUGUUGUCGUCGGCGAUACUUCUUCCCUUCUCCAUUUCUAUCCUACCCAUCCCUCUCAACGGAGAGAGCUUCCGAUCGCUCCAAUGGUGGAUGAUUCUCACUAUUCCUCUCGCUCUGACCACAAACGGAAGUUCGACGACCAAGGCACCCCUCCUGCUGCUGCUCCAACUUCAGGUCGCAGAUCCACCGGUUUCUCGGCACCUAUCGUCUCUCCUUCGGAUACAACAGCCCCAGCUUCCUAUAAUAGUGUCCCGCCCCCUCCCGAUGGAAUCCAGCUAGCCAAGCAACGGGCGCAAGAGAUCGCUGCAAGGAUUUUCAGCGACGCCGAGGCUAAGCGACCUAAAGUUGAGAACGAGGGCGGUGCUGAAGAUUCUAGCAACAAGGGGUUUGAUUUUGAUCAAUCGCAUAAUUCUUUUGGCCAGCCAUUAGCAUCGCAAGGUGGUGUGAACACACCAUCAUCUUUUGCCUCUUAUGGUUAUGCUGGGUCAAACAAGAAAAUUGAUAUUCCUAAUGGACGGGUUGGUGUCAUUAUUGGUAAAAGUGGAGAGACAAUCAAAUAUCUUCAGGUGCAAUCUGGAGCUAGAAUUCAAGUAACUAGAGAUAUGGAUGCUGAUCCUCAUUCACAGAGUAGAACUGUAGAACUUAUUGGUACUUCUGACCAAAUUAGCAAGGCUGAGCAGUUGAUCAAUGAAGUGCUUGCUGAGGCUGAAGCUGGUGGCUCUGGCAUUAUUUCUGCGCGGAAGUUUACUAUCACAACUACUGGUGCUGAGCAUUUUUCUAUGAAAGUUCCAAACAAUAAGGUUGGUCUGAUUAUCGGCAAAGGUGGUGAGACUAUCAGAAACAUGCAAACUACUUCAGGGGCACGCAUCCAGGUGAUACCAUUACAUCUGCGGCCAGGUGAUCCAACAAUGGAACGAACUGUACAUAUAGAUGGCACAAAUGAGCAGAUUGAAUUAGCAAAACAAUUACUUACUGAUGCUAUGAGUGAGAAUCGCAUGAGGAAUCCACAAACUUCUGGUUACCGUCCUCCUAGACCUCCAACAAGCUGGGCUCCACCCGGAGGGCCACCCAUGCAGCAACCGGGCUACGGAUACAUGCAAUCUGGAGCAUAUCCUGGUCAACCCCCACAGUAUAACAUGCCUCAGCCACCUUAUGCUGGUUAUCUCCCCCCAACUUCAACUGGCUGGGAUCAAUCAUCUAAUCCACCAGCCCAGCAAACAUCACAAGUAACUGGAUAUGAUUACUAUAGUCAGCAACAGCCACAACAGCAGCAGCAGCUGCCUCCGCCACCGCCUAUUGGUGAAUCUUCUGUUUCCACAGACAGCAACAUCUACAACUAUGGCCAGAUGCCUCCCACUUAUGCUGCCCCAGGAUCUUACGGUGAUUCAAACUAUUCCCAUUCUACUUCUGGGCAUCAGCAAGGCUAUGGACCUCAGGCUGGAUACGCUCAGCCUGUUUCAGCCACCCAGACAGGAUUUGCUCAGCAAGGCUAUGUAUCUGGAUCUGCUCAAGAUGGUUCUACUCAACAAACCCUACAGCCUGGGUAUGGCAUGCCUCCUUCGCAACCAGGAUAUGGAAGCCAACCGGCUACCCAGCCAGCAUACUUGCAGGGAGCUUCGCCAGGCCAACCUGGAUAUGGACAACAGUCUCCUCAGGGGCAGAAACCAUCUGUAGCUCAGGCUGGUUAUGCUCAGACUACACAAACUUAUGGCCAGCCUCCUCAGGGCUAUUCCCAGCCUGCACCUGCGCAGACUACACAAAUUUAUGGCCAGCCUGCUCAGGCAUAUCCUCAGGCUGCACCAGCAUCUGGAUUUGCUCAACCUGCGGGCUACGGUCAGUCUUAUGUUCAGCAGCAGCAAUCAUAUAAUGAUUAUUAUGCUGGUCCUUAUGCGCAGACGUCGUAUUCGAGCGAUGCUGCACAGGGGACUUAUGAAGCGCCUCCGUCGUCUCAGGCGGCACCAAGCGGAGUGGCAAAAGCUUCGCCGCAAAGUUGAUCGCUGAGUAUAAUCAUCCAGGUGCUUCCUCUACUUCUGUAUGUGCUUUGGUUUGGAUUAUGUUCUAUGGUUUAUUUUGUUGGAAUUUGGUGCAUUUUAGACGUAGAAUAUUUCUAUUUGGAUGAGGAUGAGGAUUUGAGAAUACUUGACUGUUUAGUUUUACUUUGUUCUUAUAGUUGGUUCCUUGUUAAGUUAAACUUGUAAUUGGGUUGUC